AUGGCGCACCAGUUCUGGUUUUCCUACCCGCCCCCCACGAGCGGCUCCAGCCGCUCGCAGACCGACGAGGAGAAGAAGGAGAAGAAGGAGGCCGCCGAGGCGCUCGCCCGGGCCGAGCACUUCCAGCAGCAGGCAACGCCGCCCCCGCGCAGUGGCUACCGAUCUGCCGCAGUCGCGUACGAGGCUCGUGACGGCGCCCCUGCAUCAAAGAGACCGCCGCCGUGUUUCAAGGGGACGGGCUACUGGAGACUGGCGCUGCCGGGCGCCGAUCGCCAGCCUGGACUGCAUGGAGGAGUUCGGCACGGGGGCGGUGCUCGGGUCGGGCGCUUCCGACCCGUCGGCGCCCGCGGCCAACACCAAGGAGGCGCUGCUGACGGGGGCCAGUCGGGCGGGCAGCUGGGCGAGCACGCGGUGGCGCGCCAGACGACGGUGACGCCGGGGCUGCGCUACCGCAACCUCGGCAAGAGCGGCCUGCGCGUCUCCAACGUGGGGCUCGGCACCUGGGUGACGUUCAGCUCCGGCGUCACGGAGGAGGCGGCAGAGCAGAUCGUGCUGCUCGCCUACGACUCGGGCAUCAACGUGUUCGACCUGUCCGAGGCGUACAGCGGGCCGCGCGCCGAGCUGGAGCUGGGACGCAUCCUCCAGCGGCACGGCUGGAAGCGCUCCUCCUACAUCGUCACCACCAAGAUCUACUGGAACACCAAGUCUGACGAGCGCGGCCUGUCCCGGAAGCACGUGAUCGAGUCCGUGAAGGCGUCUCUGCAGCGCCUGCAGCUCACCUACAUAGACGUCGUCAUCGUGCACAAGGCCGACCCCAUGUGCCCCAUGGAAGAGGUGGUGCGCGCCAUGAACCACGUGAUCAGCCAGGGCUGGGCCAUGUACUGGGGGACGGCGCGCUGGACGCCCGUCGAGGUCAUGGAGGCCUACACCAACUGCCGGCAGUUCAACUGCGUCACGCCCAUCUGCGAGCAGGCGGAGUACCACAUGUUCUGCCGCGACAAGACCGAGCUCUACAUGCCGGAGCUCUACAACAAGAUAGGGGUGGGCCUGAUGGCGUGGUCCCCUCUCACCAUGGGCCUGGUGUCCGGCAAGGUGGACGACAGCGGCAUGCCUCUCUUCACUAGGCCCUCCUUCAAGAACAAGUACUCCUCCUUCAGCUGGACAGAGGACGAGACGCAGAAAGAGGGCUUCACGUGGGUCAAGGACCGCAGUGGAGGCGGCGGGGGCGGAGGCGGGGGCGGAGGCGACGACACGCCCCGCGAGCCCGCCCCACCGGCGCGGCGGCCGCAGCAGGAGAAGGUGCGGGACGUGGCGCAGCUGGCGGAGCGGCUGGGCUGCUCGGUGCAGCAGCUGGCCAUCGCGUGGGGGCUCAAGAACGAGAGCGUCCAGUGCCUGCUGCUGGGCGCCGCCUCCGCCGACCAGCUCUACGAGAGCAUACAGUCCCUCCAGCUGGUGCCAAAGCUGACGAGCAGCACAAUGGCAGAGUUGGAGCGCAUCCUGGACAACAAGCCAGCGAGGCCACCCAUGGUGUCCACCCUGGCGCUUAGAUGACAAUCAAUGUGCCCCCCCGGGGGACCCGGAGGGGGCGCUGAUGGCUCGCCCAAGGACGAGGACGCCGACCAUCAGCAACUCAGCAGUCAGGCUCAGAAGCUGCCCUUCUGCACCAUCCAGUGACCUCGGCUGACUCAGGAUGGCGGGGUGGGCGACCUGCUUCCGGUGCUCGCCGGCCCCGCCUCCGCCUCCGCCCCCGGCUACUCCUCCGUGCUGGGGGCUUCAGACCCUAGCGCCACCUACGGGGCCUACCAGUACCAGCACCAGCCCUACCACCACCACGGGUCCACCUCGUCGGCACCUGCCGGCUGCUGCGGAGGUGGAGUGGGAGGCGGCAGUGGCCGUGUCGGGGGUGGCUGCACCAGUGGCGCAGCUGACGACGACGAGGACGAGACACUCCCGCUGCUCUUUUCGUCACUGUCCACUGACGCGGCCGUCGCAGCUGCUGCGGAGAGCUACGGUGCCUGCCUCAACGAGAGCUGGUGGGAAGAGAACAAUUGAGCAGCGCGGCUGACCGCCACCACACCGGCUACUCGGCUGUGGGUACUGUGAGACCUCGAGUGUGCCUUGAUUGAUCAUUGGGGGCCGAACUCUUGGUCCCAGCCUCCAUCACAUCAGCCACCCGGCUGUGGUUGUGUUCCCACAGAACUGUACAUGAUCUGGAGUGGAGUGCCUUGAUUGAUCAUUGGAGACCAGAUUCAUGGUCGUGACCUAUCCUCCUCUUGUGAAGCACUGUUUGGUGCUUGUGAAUGUGUCUCCAUAUCUAGCCAACCUUCUUUAAUGGACAACUGUGAUACCAUUGUGGAAAGCCUAUAAACAUUAACCUUUUGUGCCAGCGACCGAGAAGUGCUGCGUCACGUUCAAUCGCUGGAGGUGACAGAAUGUUCGCACCGUUAGUUCCUCGGAGGACAAGUGCACUCACUUACCUCAGCACUGUAUAUAUGCCUACAAAUUUACCUGAUUUGUUUGGAAGAUAUGUGAAAAUCGUUAGUGACUUUCAGAAACCCUACAAGGAAACUACACAUUGUGUGACACAAACACUGUGUUAUCUUAUUUGUCACAUAGUACAUCAAUGUUUCUGUGCGGUGGGGUUUUGUGAUUCAUCUGGCAGUAUGCUUAUUGGAAAUUUCCAGCACUUUCCAGCGUAAACCCACUAAUUUCUAGCAGCUUAUGAAUAUCUCAAACUUCUUUAACUUUGCAACACUACAUGCAUCACCACACACAGAUAAACACAGAUGCACUUGCAAAACAAAGGCAGCUCUCAACAGAAUUAUCAGCUUUCUGACAUUCUAAAUUUAAGUUCUCCGUGACAUAAGAGUCUUCACUCAACUGACAGGAUCAUUUGGA
This is a messenger RNA of Schistocerca cancellata (South American locust), 2898 nucleotides long. RefSeq names its product voltage-gated potassium channel subunit beta-2-like. The transcript is spliced from 12 exons. Bases 1 to 1551 code for a protein of 516 amino acids. Gene Ontology annotation, biological process: regulation of potassium ion transmembrane transport; potassium ion transport. Gene Ontology annotation, molecular function: transmembrane transporter binding; potassium channel regulator activity; voltage-gated potassium channel activity. Gene Ontology annotation, cellular component: cytoplasm; voltage-gated potassium channel complex. The record is from RefSeq and is a predicted model, not a curated record. NCBI's taxonomy places the organism in Eukaryota, Metazoa, Arthropoda, Insecta, Orthoptera, Acrididae.